AUUAAAAUGCUGACUGAUGAAUAUUCCGGAUACAAUAUAUCUUUUUAAAAGGGGAAAACCGAUUUUAUCAAAUGCUUAUCAUGCAUAUUUAUUUAAAACAAUACUUAUAUCUUCAAAACAACAUGGAUAAGAAUCAUAUAUUUAGAAAAGUUUUUUCUUUCAUAUUCAAAUUACAUCGGGUUCGUAUUGCUCGGUUUCAUGAUUAAAGUUAUACAUAUGAGAUAGCAGGUGGUAAAAAUAGCAAAAUCUCUGCGAAAAUGGAUCUACUAGGCUCCAUUCUUGGUAGUAUGCAAAAGCCACCUACGAUGGGUGAUGCAGAGAAGAAAAAGGCCAAAGAACAAAAAGCGCUACUCGAGAGACAACAAGAAAAAGAGAGAAAAAAGUUACAGGAAUUCAGAGAAAAGAUACAAAAGAAAAUACAUGACUUCAUCAAAGAUGGAACACAAGAAAAGUACAAGUUUGAGCCUAUGGAUAAAGGAUGGCGAGCUAUUGUGCAUGAAGUUUCUGAUGUUGCUGGGUUAACCUCAUUUUCCUUUGGUAUAGAGGAGCAUGACAGAUAUGUCAUGGUGUGGAAGAGGGAGUUCGCGCCGACAGACGAUGAAGUAAAUGCACUGAGAGCUGGCAAAGAAUGGGAUCCAGAGAAAGCCAAAGAACUAGAAAAACAAAGAGAAUUAGAGAGAUUAAGUGAAGAAGAGAAUUCAUCCACCCAAAAGAAAAUUAUUCCAAAUUCCAACUACAAGGAUAAGUACAAACAUUUGAUUGGAGAAGAAUCAGCGAAGCAAGCAGCAAAGCAGACUACAGCCAACAGGUCGUAUGGAUUUGUACCAAGUGAAAAUAAACGUGACCACAGGACAAUUGAAGAAGUUUUAGCAGAGACCAGAGCCAAGAAAAAGUUGAAGACAGAGGCACAGAAAAAUGUUGUUGAUUGUCCCACCAAGGAGAAGCCAGAAUCCUCCAACGAAAACUCAAACAGUCAAACAUCCGAGUCAUUAGAAUCAGAUUCAGUCAAUAUAUGACAGGUUACAGUCCAUAAUAAUCCAGACUAAGAUAAUCUGCACACGUGAUGACUUUCAUGUUUGUUUUAAUCCUCUUUUGUGUCUUUUUUUUUUAUUGUUUUAAAUGUAUGCAUAUCUUUGUACAAUAGAUUAAAGCUGGUUUUGAUAUG
Molecule: messenger RNA, 1165 nt
Organism: Ostrea edulis (European flat oyster)
Lineage: Eukaryota; Metazoa; Mollusca; Bivalvia; Ostreida; Ostreidae
Product: sperm-associated antigen 7 homolog
Exons: 7
Coding region: 258-1016 (252 amino acids)
Molecular function (GO): nucleic acid binding
Source: RefSeq, a predicted model, not a curated record